Molecule: messenger RNA, 379 nt
Organism: Pocillopora meandrina
Lineage: Eukaryota; Metazoa; Cnidaria; Anthozoa; Scleractinia; Pocilloporidae
Source: the annotation of a GenBank genome assembly
GAACACCCUCACACCAAAUAUAAGAAGAAUGUCCAUCAUUUUGCAGUUGGAUUAGACAGCAAUUUCAACAUUGGCAAAAAUCAACUAGGUAAAGAACUCAAGCAUGUGUAAAUCAAGAAUCACCAUCAUGGUACCAAAAGAUGACAUGUGCAAUAACAAGGAAACUCUGUAACAAAGGUUGUCUCACAAUUUUACUGAACACAAUGGCGUUGUUGCACCAUACAUAAAUGUUACAAAUACCGUGAAAUUGCUUUAUGGCAAACAAACUCAAAAAGAAACUAUUUUGAUACCAAAACAAAAAUUACUGCUUUAUUCCUGUAUCAUAGAUGCUAUUCCAUGGUUACGCAGAGUAACUUCUUUACUAGGAAAACACCAAUGA